Molecule: messenger RNA, 3963 nt
Organism: Paramuricea clavata
Lineage: Eukaryota; Metazoa; Cnidaria; Anthozoa; Malacalcyonacea; Plexauridae
Source: the annotation of a GenBank genome assembly
AGCUGUCGUAGAUCUUCUCAACACGUGUCGUAGACUUACAUGCUUGGAAGUAAGGUAUGUUGCUUGGAAUGAAAAUAUGCUACCGACGCACUCCAAUCUCCUGUAUGAGUAAACUAUAAAUCUAUAAUCCUUUUUUUUUUAUUAACUUUACAAUCAAUAACAUAUAUUAACAAAUGAUUGAAGGAAAAGGACAACAGAUCUUAAAUAAGAUCCAAUCAAGUCCCACCACAACUAUUUCUACUAACAUGCAUAACAUUUACAUGUUUAUUAAUCUAACUUAACACUUUAUCUGGCUAGAACCGUCUUUUUGUCUUAACAGAGUAUAAAUGAUUUUUUUAAAAAUUUUUAGAGUUUUUAUACUAAUUUUUACAGUUUACACGUUUACGAACAACAAAUAAUGUCAAAGGAGCGACACUUUGUACACAAAGAUUUCCAAGUUUUCGAUGUCGAUCGACAUCAUCAUUUUGGUUCGCGAAAUGCUAGAGAAUGUUGGAUAUCAUAUAGAUCGAGCAAAUCGGCAGAGCAAAUAGUAUAGUUUUGCUUAAUUCAAGGUUGCCACUACAGCCUGUUUCAUCCACUAAAGAAAUCGUCAGGUGACUGACAAAUUUCGAAAAACCAGCUGCUUUUAAAUGGUUUCGGGUGAACGCACACUCCCACGUUUAAAACGCAUUUAAGUAGCUCAUAUUUCGAAACCUGCCAGCCACAUGAUGAUUUAAUCUUUAGUGGGUAAAACCACAGACUGUAGUGGCAACUUCGAGGCAAGCAAAACUAUACUAAUGUAACAGUUAAAUAAGACGUUUUAUAAGAAAUCACAUAGCAGUCCAGGGGUGCAUAUUCUGCCGUUGGGUAUAAUCAUGGAUAAUAAAAUAAAUGGAUAGGACUCUAGCUGACGCAAGCAAAAACAACCUAGUUGCAAUCUGUGACGUCACGCGUGUUGCAAAGUUCUCGGCAUUUUUGUUGUUUCGCUAUUACUUUCCGCUUUAAAAGAGUAAUAUUGAAGCUUAAACUGGUCUAAUUGUUUUAAAACCAUGCCUAAGCCACGACAAAGUAUUCAAGGUAAAUGUUUUUCGUGUUUGUUUUGUAUUUUUUUUUUACAUUUGUGGCUACGAAAUUGACGUCCCCAAUUUUAACGAAAUUUGGGAUGCAUUUUUCACUGUUUAGUGCUUGAAAUAUUUGCUAAAAUUGACUGGGAAUACUUAGAGAUUUCAUCGUAGAAUGGCGUAGUUAUAUGCAUUUGCUUUUUGACUAAAAUGUUUAGCUGUAUUAUUGCUAAACAUGCCGUUUUUGAGAAUUUGGUUUCAACAUCCAAUCACGCCAUCAGCCCAUUGAAAACAUUAGAUCACGUCAGCUAAUUUCCUAUCCAUUUAUUUUAUUAUCCAUGCUACAAUUAACCUUCACGACCCAGGGGUAUUUUGUGGGGGGAAAUUCCGAAUUCCCCCCAAAUCUGAAAAUAGCUAGCUAAAUUCUGUAGGGGGGAGCAUUUCCCCCAAAAUGGAAUAUGAAUAUCAUUAUUACAGGCCUGCAAAUAAUUAUUUUACUUGGAAGGAGAAACGUCUGGCCAAGCCAAAAAUUGGUCGGACAUUUGUCAAUUUUUCUCGGACAACGGACGAAGUAAAAUUUUUCAUAUUUUUUUUUUAAAUUAGAACGAUGUUUUUUGCCUGGUCAUAUAUGUUAGUCCCAAGUGCGAUGCAUCUAAAACUGACAAUAUACCUACGAGUCCUAAUGCAUCAGUAGUGAAAUUAUAGUUCAGGUUAUACAUAACUUUAAUUUCUACCAUGUUAUAUACAAAGGUGAUGUAGAUUUAUAAUUAAAUCUUACGACUUAAUGCACCAACAAAUAGUGGAGAAGUGCCGUCUAUAUUGCUUUCUUGUUGGUUUCAUUAAUAAAAAAUGAGUUAUAAAUAAAUAAUUUUUUGAGAUUGGAGAUUUGACCAGCCUAAACUGGUCGGUCACAUGUCUGGUCAUAAAAAGAUUUGAUAGGACAAAAGGUAAAAUUUGGCCGGACAAUAUCCGAUGACCAGCACUAAAUUGCAGGCCUGUUAUUAAUAUUAAACUGGUAAGUGAUAAGGCAUAUAACCUUGAGUAUAAAACUUGGAGGUGCAGUUGGUGAACCCAGACAUCAUUUCUAUCCCCUCACUUGCAAAUAGUUGAGCAUAGGAAAUGAUGUCUGGGUUUGUGACUAUAGGAAGGGGAAUCCCCCCCCCCCCAAUAAAAUCAUCCCUGAAAUUUGGGGGGAGCUCCCACCCAAGUCCCAAAACCUAAAAUACCACUGAUGACCAUAUGGCAACGACAUUUGUUAUUGACCGUGGACUAACACAGAUAAGAUAUCUGAUUGUUUGGUCCAGCUAAUUUAGUUGAGAGUUUACUAAUAAAACAUGGGGGAUGUUUAAUGUUAACAUUACGUAACAGUUCAUUGUAACGUUGAGCUGAUUGGUCUUUAGUGUUUGUCAUUGAGCUCACUUGAAUUUAGUUUUGUAAAAUGAGACUUUGCAGUGCGAUUUAAAUAUGGCUAUGCUAUUAUUAAAAAGGUCAAUCCCAGUUGUAAUUUGUUUUGUUUUCUGUUAUUAUAGUGAUUGUAUUGAGAUCACUGAACGCUCUGUCAAGUCUAUUGUGGAACAUGGGAAAAUGAAACAUUUGGCACUGAGUAGAUGCUACGGAAUUACUCCAAAAAGCUUAGAGUAAGGGGCUAGUAUUUACAUUAUCUUAUUAUUCCUUGCGCACCCUUCCUCUUGUAUGACCUUUCCCCCAUGGCACACCAUCGUCACCGCCACUCUUAAUUUUCUUAUACUUUAUUUCAGAUCAUUAUCACCACUGAAGUCAUUGCGGUCAUUACAGAUCUUUGGUUUCCUAACUGACCCUGGACUGAGUAUAUUAAGAAAAGUUUUAAAAGGGAUUGACAUAAAUAAGAACAUGUUUUCCACCGUCGCUAGACCGACAGGAAGUGUAUAUAAACAAACUAUAUGGGGGAUGAAAUGUUCAGGACCAAGUUAGAUUUAUUUCGCGAUUCGUAUAUUAGGAUUGGAAAACAAAUCUCUUUACCAAUGAACAGCAAUAUGUUAGGAGAGCCAGUGUAAUUGUUUGUAAAUAAACUGUAUGUGGUUUUGUAUGUGAUACAACUACUUAAAAAUACACAUAAAGAAUUUUCAUCUUUCGAGCGAAGUCCCUUUUCCUGGCAGUUAAAGGCGGUUUUCCACUAUGAGAAAUUUUUCGAUCAAACAGAAAUUUCUAUUGUUCAAAUUCAAAAUAUUUCUGUUUAGUUCCAUCUGAGUGCUUGUAAGACAAAAGAAAAUUUCGAUUCGGUCGAAAAAUUUCGCCUGGUGAAAAACCGCGGCCUUAAAGGCGGUUUUCCACUAGGCGAAAUUUUUCGACCGAAUCGAAAUUUCUCUUUGUUUCAGAGCUCUCGAGCAGAACUAAUUGUAAAAAGACAAAGAGAAAUUUCGUUUCGGUCGAAAAAUUCCGCCUCGUGGAAUCCGGCCUUAAGGCGGUUUUCCACUAGGCGAAAUUUUUCGACCGAAUCGAAAUUUCUCUUUGUUUCAGAGCUCUCGAGCAGAACUAAUUGUAAAAAGACAAAGAGAAAUUUCGUUUCGGUCGAAAAAUUCCGCCUCGUGGAAAACCGCCUUUAAGGUCGUUUUCCUCCAGGCGGAAUUUUCCGCGCAGAGCGGAAUUUCUCUUUGUCUUGUGAUUUCUCGGGUGGAACUAAUUAAGGCGUUUUCCACUAGGCGGAAUUUUCCGCGCGAAGCGAAAUUUUUCUUUGUCUUGUGAUUACUCGGAUGGAACUAAUUAGAAAAGACAGAGAGAAAUUCCGCUCCGCGCGGAAAAUUCCGCCUAGUGGAAAACGGCCUUUAGAAAAGACAAAGAGAAAUUCUGCUCCACGCGGAAAAUUCUGCAUAGUGGAGAACGGCCUUUAAUAGUGGAGUAGAUCGGGAAAACAUGUGCUCUAAUAUUACAAUUAUCAGUAUAGUAG